AUGGCUUUAGUGAAAGAAGAUGGGUCUUCGCCUGUUAAUAUUAAUACAAAUCCUCUUAAAAUUGAGGAUUUUGCUGCUGGGAUCCAUCAAGAAGAAGAAGGUUCUGCUAGCGAAGGGGAUUUGCCCAAAUAUGUGGAUUUGCAAAGCAGGCAAUAUGAUGAAGUUUUCCCUUCUACAACAACAGACUACACUAUUGAAGAUGCAACUAGAGUCAACGAUUUCCUAGCUAUCAGUUUGCAUAACGAAAAUGGUCCAGUUUCUAUAAGUUUUAAUCAGGAUAAUAAAAAUUCCAGUGAAUCUGAUGAUAGCUCAGAUUCAUCAUCAUCAACAUCUUCCAGCUCAGAGGAGGAAGAUAAUGUGCAAUGUCAAAUAUGCCAAAAGAUUUUCGCGAAUUCCAGCGAUUUGGAUUUGCAUAUAAAAUCUAGAAGAAUGCACGAUAAAAAGUACAAGUGCUGCAACUGCCAAAAACUCUUCAGAGACAACACCCAGCUAAAAGUACACGCCAGAAAACAUACUGGCGAAAAACCAUUUGAGUGUCAAAUUUGCGGCAAAAAGUUUACAGUAAAUGGAAACAUGAAUAAGCACAUGCGGAUUCAUACUGGCGAAAGACGAUUCGAAUGCACAGAUUGCGGCAAAAAAUUCACACAAUUUGCCCAUUUGGAAGAUCAUAUGAAAACCCAUUCGGGUGAUAGACCUUUUGUUUGUAGCUAUUGCCAGACUGCCUUUAAAACUAAAGCCAGAUUGAGAAAGCACGAGAAAAGUCACGCUAGUACUGCACGGAGUAAGAGGUCGAUUGGUUGUCCUCAAUGUAAUAUUAUUUUGAAGAAUAAUCGACAAUUGGCUGCUCAUUUAGCAACUCACCUACAAGAAUCAGAUGGCCCGUUCACCUGUCAAUUAUGCGGUAAGUCUUUUCCGAAAUAUCUGGAACUGCUGGAGCACCAAAAGAACCAUUCGGAUAUGACGACGUUCUUUUGUGAAUUCUGCAACAGAAAGUUUGCCAGCGGUAGCCAUUUAAGGCGACAUAUGAACUCGCAUUCCGGUUUUAAGCCUUACAAAUGCGACAUUUGCAAACGACCCUUUCAGUCUACGCAAAAUUUGAAAAGACACAUGAUGACUCACACUGGAGAGAAACCUUUCGAUUGUCUAGAAUGUGGUAGAAAAUUCCUCACAUUAGAAAACCUAAACAGACAUAAAAGGACCCAUACAGGUGAAAAACCUUUUGCUUGUGAAAUUUGCGGCCGAGUUUUUGCUCACAGUACUACAGCCAAAGAGCAUUAUAGAGCGGUUCACACUGGCGAAAAACCGUUUGGCUGUAGCCAUUGUCAGCACAGUUUCGCUGUCAGCAAAAUGCUGUACAGGCACAUCAGGGUGAAACAUCCCGAUCAUUUUCAGCAAUUUAAAAUGGAACAAGCGAUAACUCCAAAUAUGAAAAAGGCCUUGAAUAAGUUUAGAGGCACUGUUGUAGAGAAUAGUGGCAAAGAGGAAAUUUACAAUUUAGCAGCAAAAAGUCGUAUUGAAGAAGUAACGCUGGUAAAAGAAGAACCAGUGGAUUUAGAGGAUGAAGAAUCUUCUAGUCAAAUGAAAACGGAAGAAAAUUCAGAUGGGCUGAUAUCAACGAAAAUUAAAAGGGAAUUUAUUGAUAAUUCCGAUUUUAUUAAAACUGAAAAACCUGAAUUGGAACCGUACAAUUAA
This is a messenger RNA of Ceutorhynchus assimilis (cabbage seed weevil), 1692 nucleotides long. The record is from the annotation of a GenBank genome assembly. NCBI's taxonomy places the organism in Eukaryota, Metazoa, Arthropoda, Insecta, Coleoptera, Curculionidae.